Pocillopora meandrina is the source of this 3359-nucleotide messenger RNA. NCBI's taxonomy places the organism in Eukaryota, Metazoa, Cnidaria, Anthozoa, Scleractinia, Pocilloporidae. The record is from the annotation of a GenBank genome assembly.
AUGGCUUCUAAUACCAGGGAUCACUUUGAAAGGCUUGGAGAAAGGUUUGCUUUCAUUUCUCUUCCAUUUCGUGUCAGUGCGUUCACGAUUGAAGUAACGAUUAGCCAUAAUCAUCUAUUUUAUGGACUUCAUUUGCGUACAAUCGCUGUCCAAAUUCUUUAAAAAUACGUCGCGUUUCUGUGUGAAAAUUACGGUGCAAAUUUGUUUGUAAACAGGCGCUUACAUAAAAAUAUAGUGUACCUUGGCGCACGUAGCCUUCGCACAAGCAAUUGCUUUGUGAAAUCGUUAUUGUGUGUUUUAAUUUACCUUACUAGUGGCAGCUUAAUUUUUCUAGUAUUCAGUAACAGCCAUUACCUCCGUCAUUAUGUAAUUUUACCAAAACAAAAAUAUACAUUUUAUAUAACGAAAUGGUUGUUGAAACCGUGAAAGAUCAAACCUUGUGUCACUGCCAAAAAACCAGAACAUUAGCGCGUUAUCUCAAGAAAUAGUUUUAUCUUUUAUCUUUUAUGUAGCAAGGAGGCCUAUUAAAUAUUAUCUUAAAGUUUCAAUUCUUACACUAUACGAUGCUCUUAUAACUUUAACAAAAGAAUGUAAAGCAUCACGAAACCAUAAGUUUAAUUGACCCAAACCUUUAUCCUUGUACAGUUAGCUAAUUCCUCCUAACAAGGAUUUAGAUAUCGUUAAUUUUCUCACGAAUGACUCGAAAUAAACAUUCUGCCAAGUUUAGUUCGAAUUUUGAAAUAUUCUGCUCUUGCGACGGCAGUAAUGGACGGCAUCUGCAUCCAAUUAGAAAAGAUCGUGGAUCGAUGUGAGAAUUUACUAUCUCUUGCUUUGAUACCUGAACCAGUCAACCUGUUUUAAAGUUUGAUUAAUUGAGGGGUCGUUAGGGGGCACGUGUCUCUCUUGUUAUCACGUUUUUGUCUACAGAUAACCUGUCUUGUAUGACUUUCUAGAAGUUUCACUGCAUUCGACAUGCGCGAUGGACAUAUGUAGAGAUUUUUGAAUAGAGAGUCACUCCACGUGAUGUUUUGGAUAACGCCCCGCUGUUCGACACAAUGUAUAUUGCGUAAUGUAUCGUCUAGUUUACUCCUUUGAAUUGGUUUUUUUUGUUUCUUUUUCAUUCUUCGAUAACUACCGCUACGAGAGAGUUGGCAGGGGCUGCCAUUACCUAACCAAAGAUUGGCAUGUUUAUUUUGACCCCUGUCCUUCUUUAUCGCGAAGUUUGUCUAUCGUUUGUACAAUUUUACAUUUUUUUUUUUAAGCGGACAGCGCUGAACACGGCGGGAAGUGCCUAGAUAACAAUCACAUUCGCUAUUACUAUUAUUAUUACUCAAGCCACGUAUGCUUUGCAUAAGCUUGCCAGCUUUAAUUAAAACAUGUCAGAAGUAGAGAAAGAUGUUUUUCGUCUUAUUACGAGCGUGAGACAGAAAAAAUUCUGAGUCCCCAUGAGGAAUCGAACCUCAGACCUUCGGAUUUCCGCGCUCCGAUGCUUUACCACAGAGCCCCAGAGACUCUACGAUGGAGCUAGGUCUAUUACGAAGUUCAUAUGAUAAGCGUCCUGCGUAUUACUAAGAUCAGCUGCGUCGAUGUCAGAAGUAAUGAGCAACACAAAAUUAGAGCCAUAAAUACUUUUGAAAUCUGAUCUUAUCCUUCCAGGUUCUCUUCAGAACGUAAUUUUUAGAGAUUGGUUGAUUUUAUAAAUUAUCAUUUAGGGUGUUGUCUUUAUUAGAACGCUUCAAAUUCUGCGCAAACGAGACCUAUUUUCACGGUAAAUCAAGAUCGGUUUUGAGAUGAAGAAAGUUUUGAAUAGAUAUGACUUGCUAAUUAUUAUUGUGAUAAUAAGACAAAGAUAUUCAAAGCUCAAUGCAACUUCUAGAUUCUUCGCUUUUUUUCUGCUUCGAUUCACCUGAAGUACCUCCUUAUCUUUUAUUGAUAACUUCAUCGGAGGUUGAGAUAUUCAGAGUUGUUCUGCCUUAGACGCAAUAACUAUAGUUUUUACCGAAUGUUUACACUUGGUUUACACUUUAAAAUUAGCUGAGUUGCAGUCUGUAAUUUUUUUUCCUAAUCCGGCGAGGUAAGGGGGUAAGUUUCUAAAGAAACUGUGGUGCUGCGUCGGUGGAAGAGAAGAACAAGGUAACUCGGCAUAGCAAACUGAGUUGAUAACGCAAAUUGACUGCCGUAAAGAGUUUCAAAGCUGACGUUUCGAGCGUUAGCCCUUCGUCAGAGCGAAAACAAUUGGGUUUUUUCCUUUUUCGGUAUCUAAUCAGUUGAGAGAGUGACACGGGUCUGCAGUAGCCUGCGGCAACACAGCAUUCAAAUGUAUCCGCAUGCGCAAGCGUUGUAAAGCCCAGGUCGUCUGCUUUUGAUAGGCUGUCAAAACCAAUUAGUGUAACUGGAGAUAUAAACUACACGACCCAGUCAAUUACGGUUAAAACGUUCAUCUUCUUCCGAUAGAGUUGAAAACGAAAUUGUAAAUCAACAGAUUACCCGUGAUUAGAUGAGCUUUGUGUUUGAAAAGACUCGAAUUCUUUUCCCUCCUUUUUUUUCUUCUUCUGAUUCUUUAAACGUUUCAUUCCUUUUUUUUUUUUGUUCCCCAUGCGUUCAUUACAAAAUAUUUUAGGCUGUCAUCCAUUGGUGAUGCUAACUAAGAGAUAGCUUCGAGUCUAUCGUAGGUUAAUUUGCUAGACUAAUCACAGAACAAUGUAAAGCAAAAACUGACGCCAUUGUGACUUCCCAGGUCAUCUAAGAUUGUUGGAGUCACGAAAUUUUUGAUACUCUUUCUCAAGCAGCUUACUGACUCGUUUGUUCUUUAUCACAGCCUUUCCAGUGACAGCAAAAGAAUCCUAUCUGAUCUUCUCAAGUCGCCUGGCUUUUCCUCGGAAUUCUUUUCAGUGGGAGAAGAAAGCACUGAAACACCUGGAGAAACUGUCCGUCUUGCGUGUUUUGACAUAGGGGUCUACCGCCCGGAGAACAUAACAUGGAAGGUCGAAGGAGAGCACGUGUUACUCCAAGGAAAGCGGUCUCAGAGAAACGGCAAGGGUGCAGAGGGUGCGAAAUUCUCAAGAGCUAUUCCCAUUCCCCAAGGGGUGGACCCUAAACGGAUUACGACACGUUACAGUGAUAUAGAUGGACAAUAUAUCGUUGAAGGAGUGAAAGGAAAAGCGAAGCCGCGUCCAAGAAGGACUAAUAGUGUAUAUUUUGACGAGACUAAGGUCUCAUUGUCGGUUGAGUUAGGAAGUUCGAAAGCACAAGGACUCGCGAAAGCGGCCACGGCCAGUAACCCGCGAAUGAGUCGUUUAGAAAGAUCAGCGAGUUGCAGUCCUGCUUUCUUUACGCCAACUGAUAAAAUUGAAAUUUAG